AUGACACGUAAUCGCGUUAAGAGCGACGCCCUUCUGCUUGUGGUGCCCGCGUCCGUCUCCAAUGGCAACCAAAGAGAGGCUGGUGUGCAGAGGCUCAGCUGUCACUUCUCAUGGCCUGAGUUCUGGGAUGAGCGGCGGUGCUUCCAUCAGGAGUUUGUAUAUGAUGUCGCCAUGUUCGCCGCAGCCUGUGGCUUCCCCUGGCCUGAUGUGAUACGGGCAGCUGUCAUCGCCAAGGACCUCUUCCCACAGCUGGAUGAGACGUGCUUGUCUGAGUGUUUGCCAAGCCUUACAUCUGUCCACCGACACGAGCUCACCCAGUUCCUCAUGGACACGUGCAUCACCCGACGGAGGCUUUUCCAGGCUGUGGUGGGUGGAGCUGUGAACAUGUCCGUCACUCAGCUGCACUUGGACGUGCAGUUGCCACCUACACCGUGUCCUCUAGCGCAGGGUUCAGAUAUACACGAGUGGGAGCAUCGGCGUCAUCAAGCUGAGCUCACCUCAAAGUUGCUUGAGAAGGAGAGGCAGCUGAAGGUGCUUCGAGAAGGGCCAAGGUUCACUCUCGGGGAGGUGGAUGCUCCUGAGGACGUGCAGCUGGACAAAGAGGGGGUUUUGGUUUUGGUUCGUGCUGCAGUGAAAGCUGCAGAAAACCAGAUGCUGGAAAGUCUGACCCAAGAGGCGUCCCUGCUCGGUGACAUCGUGCAGCUCAAGCUGCAGCGGGCAGCACUGGCCACUGGGAGGCUCCACAAUCCUGUUCCUGGCCCACAUCCAGACGCACCAGCAAAGACAAAACCACGCACAGCAAAAUCAAAAACAGGACUGAGGAAGUCUGGAAAUGCGGUGUGA
Scatophagus argus is the source of this 843-nucleotide messenger RNA. It is a transcript of the gene c24h8orf74, whose product is annotated as chromosome 24 C8orf74 homolog. Lineage: Eukaryota; Metazoa; Chordata; Actinopteri; Scatophagidae. Bases 1 to 843 code for a protein of 280 amino acids. The record is from RefSeq and is a predicted model, not a curated record. The transcript is spliced from 5 exons.